AUGAACAAAGACGAUGAAUCACACACCACUGUGUCAGAGAGUGGGGGGCUCACGACUUCGAGCGAUGCGGGCGAUGUUGGCCUUGUCGGUCCCUCCGCUCCCGCAGCAUCGACGAGCGUCAAGGUAGUCGCUAGCGCGUCGGCGUUGUCCUCGUCGGACAGAUUCCGCGAUUUGGGCAGAUCAAAGCUCUUCGUAGACCGGGAGCCUGUGCUGAACAAGCAUAUCCCGGAACGAGACUGGGACGUCGUCCGGAUUGUGUGGAGUUUCGCGGAGGAGAAGUGGGGUAGGCCGAUGAGCCAGGGAGCCCGGUCCGAGUUCAUGAGGAUCUUGGAGGGGACCUUGGGUGGGGAACGGAAAGCUGCUGUCGCCUCUUUGUGCAUCAGAGUCAUGAAGUUCAGUGUGAACCUCGGCGACUUCACCGCGGCGACGUCCGAGGUGUUCUGGGGCACUCUCUUGACUGUGUUUGGCGAGCUUAUCUGCUGGUGGUCCUUACAGAGCCAAAUCAUGGCUGAGUUACUCGAUUUCCGGGAAAUGGGCAUCGCCAGUAGAGCGCUCGUACUGUCGAUACAACAGACUAUGAAACGUCAGCGGGCUCUUCACGGCGCAGCAAUGACUGCUGGGAAACUUCCUGUGUUACCGGGAAGGAAGUAG
Molecule: messenger RNA, 651 nt
Organism: Dioszegia hungarica
Lineage: Eukaryota; Fungi; Basidiomycota; Tremellomycetes; Tremellales; Bulleribasidiaceae
Exons: 6
Coding region: 1-651 (216 amino acids)
Source: RefSeq, a predicted model, not a curated record